CAACUUAUUCAGGGAAUCAGGGUUCAAGUUAGGAGUGUAUAUAUAGAGGGAAGAAGUCAACCUUCGAAGGGGCUAUACUUCUUUGCAUAUAGAAUAAGAAUCUCCAAUAACUCGGACCAACCUGUUCAACUUCUUAAAAGGCAUUGGAUUAUAACAGAUGGUAAUGGGAAAAUGGAAAAUGUCUGGGGGAGUGGUGUUGUAGGUGAACAGCUAACAAUACUUUCUGGGAUUAGUUUUGAAUACUCUUCAGCAUGGCCAUUGAACACACCAAAUGGUAGAAUGGAAGGUGACUUUGAGAUGAUACAUAUUGAUAAAGUAGGCUCAAGAUCGUUUAACGUGGCCAUUGCCCCUAGGAAUCAUAAUUAUAGGUAUGUACACCAUCCAAAACAUUCUAUAUAUACAUAAAUAAUUCAAAGAUUAUAUAGAGUAGGAUGAUGAUGACUUUCCCUUGUUACAUAACAAUUUAGCAUGUCUGUUUCCUAGAAGCUUAAAUCCAGAGAUUCUUGAAGGUUUACUUGGAGCAAGUUAGCCCUUGCAACUUGAUUGGUUUGUGUGCAAUU
This is a messenger RNA of Arachis ipaensis, 560 nucleotides long. NCBI's taxonomy places the organism in Eukaryota, Viridiplantae, Streptophyta, Magnoliopsida, Fabales, Fabaceae. The record is from RefSeq and is a predicted model, not a curated record.